Helobdella robusta is the source of this 611-nucleotide messenger RNA. RefSeq lists its product as hypothetical. Bases 1 to 150 code for a protein of 49 amino acids. Gene Ontology annotation, molecular function: cytokine activity; frizzled binding. Gene Ontology annotation, cellular component: extracellular region. The record is from RefSeq and is a predicted model, not a curated record. The transcript has a single exon. NCBI's taxonomy places the organism in Eukaryota, Metazoa, Annelida, Clitellata, Rhynchobdellida, Glossiphoniidae. Gene Ontology annotation, biological process: neuron differentiation; canonical Wnt signaling pathway; cell fate commitment.
AUGGAGGGAUGUAAGUUGAUGUGCUGUGGCAGGGGGUUCAACAAGAGGAGGAUUAUCGUCCAGGAACAAUGCCAUUGCAAGUUUCACUGGUGCUGCACUGUCCGCUGCCAGACGUGUCUCGUUGAAAAGGAUGAAACGUUCUGCAAGUGAAAAUCCAGUAACACGUUUAGAAAUGAAGAAAAGCUAAUUAAAUAAUUAAUUAUUAAAGAUUAAUUAUUUGUUAUUUAUUUAAUAAAGCGUUUUUUAAAACAAUUCGACGGAUCGAAACUAACUACUGUAGUAAUUAUGAUAGUUCAAAGCGAAAAAAAAUGAUUAUCCCUUAAUACUGUUGUUCGUUAAAUGCACACAACACACACACACACACACACACACACACACACACACACACACACACACACACAAAUUCAUAAUAUAUAUAUCUAUAUACAACUUAACUUCUUUUGCUAGCUGUUGUGGAUUUGUUUCAAAAUAAAAAAAAACAAUAAUUUUUAUUUUUUGUAUCUAAAAAUUCACACGCACAAACGUACACACACUUAUGUAUGUUAAACUAUAUACACGUACAUGUAUGUGUUCAUGUAUGUGUAAGUAUUUGUAUAUAUAUAUAUAUAUAU